AUGGCCAAUUCCACGCUCCCUCAAGCUUUUUCUGUGGGUGAAUAUGACGUCGUGACAGGACUCACGUACAUUACACACCAACGUGGUCGAUUGCUAUUUAAUAUGGGAUCCAGUACCAAGAAACAACAGUAUCGAGAGUCUACUACCUCUUUUGUUGUAGCUAAACGGACACUUUCAACACCACGACUCCUCACUGGGCCAUUCACGGGAUUAUCACUUUACCCCGAGGAAGCUUAUUAUCUCUUAAAACGACAAGCAUUGGUCAUCUAUCUCGUGACUUUACACGACAUAGAGCGUCAACCAUUAAGUAUUGUAGAGUUUACAACAAUCAUAGCCAAUGAUACACGUGUAUCCCUUGCUUGCUUGGAAGUUUAUGCGUUUCUAAAAGACGAAAAACUCCAUCCACGACGAUGUCUCAAUCCUUUGAAACACUUGACUACUAGUAGUGAGGAUAUGCGAAGUCUUCCUCGUCAUAUGAACGACAUUGAGCCUUGUGACGUUGCAUUUGACGUCUGGAAAACGAUUGUACUGGACGAUUUACCGUCUGAAAUGUCCAUUGAGGUCGAGCAAGCAAAGACAGGAAUCACCAUGCAUGUGACUGGAGAUCAAGAAAAGAAACGCAAGCACAAGAAAACAUUCAUGCUUGUCUUUCGUGUGGCUGUAUGUCGUUUUGAAGAUGCGGCACCAAGUCUACGAAGUUUUCGAGACGUGAUGAGACGUAGUAAAGCUCGAGAAGAUUUGAAAAAUGCAUCCUUGGACCACGUGCCUGUGAAAAUAGCUGUCGUCCAUCAUGAUCAGAGUGUACUAAUGUAUGAAAUCAGCAAUGUUUGA
Messenger RNA from Peronospora belbahrii, 831 nucleotides. The record is from the annotation of a GenBank genome assembly. Lineage: Eukaryota; Oomycota; Peronosporomycetes; Peronosporales; Peronosporaceae.